Molecule: messenger RNA, 275 nt
Organism: Scutellospora calospora
Lineage: Eukaryota; Fungi; Glomeromycota; Glomeromycetes; Diversisporales; Gigasporaceae
Source: the annotation of a GenBank genome assembly
CAAAUAUACUUGAUGAAUAUGUCUCUAAAACUACUAACACUGCCUUUGAAACUACUACUACUAUCUUUGAAACUACUACCAUCUCUGAAACUACUACUACUUCUGAAACUACUACUAUCUCUGAAAUUACUACUACCUCUAAAACUGCUAUUAUCUCUAAAACUACUACCUCUGAAAUCACUACUACUACUGUAUCUGAAACUACUAUUACUCCUGAAGCUAUCACUUCUGAAGCUGCUAUAGAACAACAUAUUUUACAAAUAUUGAAAAUUUAA